AUGGACUCAGCACCUCUUCUCCAGAACACCGAUGGCCUCCCCAGCCCAAAUGUGAUGCAGGAUCAUCCUGCCUUCCUCCGAGCAUGUCAUUCCCCAUGGUCUUUCAUCCCUCAGAAUGUUCUCGUCAUCUUGCGAGGUAUCGUUCUGGCACUCGUUACUGCCGUGGGGAUUCUGGUUCUCAACUUCGAGUUCCACGAGCACACUGAGUACUCCAAGUGGCGCAUCAUCUUCGACUUUGCCAACCUUAGCUUGUUCUUCGUAUUCCUGUACGAGCUGAAGACCUUUGGUUGGACCUUUACCCAUCUGUAUUAUCCGCAUCAUCAUGACCGACAUAUGGGCGGCAUAGAAGGAUGGAUCAUCAAGAGAAUGUCGCUUCCACAUCACAUGGGCAACAUCCGCAAACAGUUCUAUUUCAUCCUCUACUACACCCUCUGUGAUGUUUUUGCCUUUGCCAAUUCGACCAUCUACUUCUUCAUCACUCGUGAGCACAAAUCUGAGGGAAAUACCAGCGGAGAGCCUCAACCAGACCGCCACCCACCAUCAAAUAGCACCAAAACGCCUAUCUGGGCUGGGUACGCCGAGCAACCCCCAGAAGCUCCAUUCGAGGACAUCUUUGGCGAAGGAUGGUUCCGGGCCUUCAUCAUCCUCUCCUUGUAUGCGGUUGGAUCUGGUGUCAUGGUAUUUGAGAUUCUUUUCCUCAACAGUAUCCGACGUCCAUAUACUGUCGGCAUAUACCUGAUCGCCAUCACAUUCUGCGCUACGAUAUACCUCGGUUGGGCUGCGUUUGGUCGCUUGGUCACCGACUACUGCGCUUUCUUCUGGCUCGACAAGAACGAAGUUGGCUCAGACGAAGCCAUUACCCUCUACUCAAUUGGGUUCGUGUUUUUGAUGCCCAUCAUGUACGUCCUGGCGCAGGGUCUCAUCGCUUGCCGGGAGUCCUUUACACGAUCCAACUCCGAGGCGCGCGCAAUCGCUGCUGCACAAGCGGCUCUCGAUUCCUGA
This is a messenger RNA of Fusarium sp. VM40, 1002 nucleotides long. The record is from the annotation of a GenBank genome assembly. Lineage: Eukaryota; Fungi; Ascomycota; Sordariomycetes; Hypocreales; Nectriaceae.